AUGGCUGGCGACUGCGGCUGCUCCGGCGCUUCCAACUGCAACUGCGGUUCCAACUGGUUAAGGGACACGGAACGACUUGGGGGUAUCGGGCGUACCAGAAUGGGUUUUAUUUUUUUGACGGAACUUGCUUCGUUCAUUCGAGGCCUUAACAACCGUCACACCAGUGACGCACGCAUUGGAUGUCGACGGGGUCGGUGUGUCCGUAUGGCGUUGAGGAGUCAGACCGGCCGUGGGGUUGGCAAGGGAGCGGCAUUGGAAAGAUAUGGUAUUCGCAAGAAGCAUUCAGAAGCGGCACUUUCGUGCUCUACUUGGGCAAGCGCCAGCUCGCCCCGCGAUAUCUGA
Gaeumannomyces tritici R3-111a-1 is the source of this 342-nucleotide messenger RNA. RefSeq lists its product as hypothetical. The record is from RefSeq and is a predicted model, not a curated record. Bases 1 to 342 code for a protein of 113 amino acids. Lineage: Eukaryota; Fungi; Ascomycota; Sordariomycetes; Magnaporthales; Magnaporthaceae. The transcript is spliced from 4 exons.